Cottoperca gobio is the source of this 6633-nucleotide messenger RNA. Its product is annotated as discs large homolog 1-like protein. Gene Ontology annotation, cellular component: postsynaptic density membrane; neuromuscular junction; neuron projection. Gene Ontology annotation, biological process: chemical synaptic transmission; cell-cell adhesion; receptor localization to synapse. The coding region runs from base 75 to 3353 and encodes 1092 amino acids. The record is from RefSeq and is a predicted model, not a curated record. The transcript has 24 exons. Gene Ontology annotation, molecular function: protein kinase binding; ionotropic glutamate receptor binding. Lineage: Eukaryota; Metazoa; Chordata; Actinopteri; Perciformes; Bovichtidae.
GACAGACGCACACAUCUGCAAUAACAGCGACACAGACGCAAACCCCAGUGAGAAGAAGGACUGAGCGUGUCGACAUGCCUGUUCGACAGAAAGAUGCUCAGCGAGCCGUGGAGCUUCUACAGCAGUACCGGACCAAACUUGACCAAAGACAGCAGAACCAGAGCGGGACCAAACAGGGUCUUGUGGAGGAGGACUCCCAGCUGCAUCAGUCUCUGGACAGAGUCAUCAAUGUCUUCCAAAGUCAGCUUUUUAGUGCUCUGCUGGACAUUCAGGAGUACUACGAGUUAACUCUCCAUGCAGACAGCAAGAGUUCUGUGGACCAGACAGACGCUCCGUGGAGCCUCCCGGCCUCCUGUAACCUUCCAGCAGAGCUCUCCGCCCAGCCACAGCCCUCCUCUGUUCCCCUGAGCCCCCGGGCUUAUGAAGGAUCAUCCCAGCUAAAACCUCUGACCCCCAGACCCAAGUCAAUCAAGUCCCAUGCUGCUCCACUCCCAUCCGUGACACCCACAACAAAGCCAUCUUCCCCUACAACACGGUCCGUUUCCCCUCAGCCACAGCCAGCUAAGGUCAAGUAUCGUGCUCCUCUCCCUCCUGUCCAUCCUGGAGCCUCCGACUCGCAGGCAUCAGAGACUCAUGUGCCCUCUUCUCCCUCUGCUGCCACAUCCCCCCGGGUCACAGUGAAUGGUGUGCAAACCCCCACUGGCUCCAUAAAAAACCCUCCUGGAUCAUCACUGAAUGGAACAAAGCCACAUCCCACUGCCACCAACUCUAAUGUUUCCUCAGAAAGCUCCACCACCUCCGCCAAUCCACAAAGUGAUUCUGUCUCUCCAGACCUCAACCUGAUAACUGUGUCGGCCCUCGUCUCCAACACCAUCCAAGGCUUUCUAGAUCCAACCACUCCAGACAAACUUACAUCCACCAGCAGCACUCCUAUCACCAGCCCAGGAGUCAGCAGAGUCACGGAGGCUGCUAUAGUCUCGACAGCUCAUGCUACCAGAAAGGACCCAGGCAUAGGCAAAGUCACUCCCAGCACGAGUCCAACAAGCCCCAACAAGGGAAUAUUUAUCUUCAGCAGCCGCAGCCCCGCAGGUCCUCCGGGACCUUUGACUAAAGGGCUUUAUCAGAGUCCAACCAGCCCCGGGGCAGUGAAAGUCACCUCCACUAGCCCUAGCUAUGGCCCAGCCAGCUCCAGGCCAGCUACGAGCCCACUGAUCCCCAACAAGGCCAACCCCCCUCCAGUGGUGGUCAACACCGACAGCGUCGACACCCCACCAUAUGUCAAUGGAACAGAAGCAGACUAUGAGUAUGAGGAAAUCACGCUGGAGCGGGGUAACUCAGGUCUGGGGUUCAGUAUCGCAGGAGGGACUGAUAACCCUCACAUCGGGGAAGACCCCUCUAUCUUCAUCACCAAGAUUAUACCUGGAGGGGCCGCCGCCCAAAAUGGACGACUCAGGGUGAAUGACUGUAUAGUCCGGGUAAAUGAGACAGACGUCAGGGACGUGACCCACAGCGGGGCUGUGGAGGCGCUGAAGGACGCAGGAGGUCUGGUCCGACUAUGCAUACGACGCAGGAGGAGCCUCUCUGAGAGAGUCCUGGAUAUCAAGCUGGUCAAAGGACCCAAAGGUUUAGGAUUCAGUAUAGCAGGUGGACUCGGAAAUCAACAUGUCCCGGGUGACAAUGGUAUCUACGUGACGAAGAUCAUUGAAGGAGGGGCUGCACACAAAGAUGGACGACUACAGAUAGGGGACAAACUUAUGGCUGUGAACGCCUCCUGUUUGGAGGAGGUGACUCAUGAGGAUGCGGUGGCUGCCCUGAAGUCCACCCCUGACGUCGUUUACCUCCGUGUGGCCAAACACACCUCCCUUUUUAUCAAUGACAACUUCCCUCCGCCGGACGUCACUAAUUCGUACUCCCCACAUCAAGACAACCAUAUAAGCCCCUACAUGAGCGGCAGCCAGUCUGUAAGCCCCGCCCCGUUGACCACGCCCAGAUACUCGCCGUUGCCCAGGGCAAUGACCGGAGAUGACGACAUCCCCAGGGAACCCAGGCGGGUGGUGCUCCAGCGGGGGUCCACAGGUCUCGGUUUUAACAUUGUUGGAGGGGAAGAUGGAGAGGGAAUCUUCAUCUCCUUCAUUCUCGCCGGAGGUCCAGCUGAUCUCUGUGGGGAGCUACGAAAGGGAGACCGCCUCCUGUCGGUGAACGGUGUGGACCUGUCCAGUGCAACACAUGAGCAGGCAGCAGCAGCUCUGAAGAACGCAGGACAGACCGUUACCAUAGUGGCGCAGUACAGACCUGAGGAGUACAGUCGUUUUGAAGCGAAGAUCCAUGACCUGAGGGAACAGAUGAUGACCAGCAGUGUCAGCUCCAGCUCCACGUCGCUCCGCUCCACACAGAAACGCACACUUUACGUCAGAGCGUUGUUCGACUACGACGGAAGUGUGUCAGAUCUGAGCGCGCCCAAUCAGGUCCUACCAUUUCAUUUCGGGGAUGUUCUCCAUGUGAGCAGCGCAGGCGAAGAGGAGUGGUGGCCCGCCCGUCACCUCAGCCCCCCGCCUCCAAACUGCCCUGAAGUCGGAGUCAUCCCCAGCCGCAGGAGGGCGGAGAAGAAGGAGAGGUCGAGGUUAAAGUCUGUCAGAGUGUCAAGGUCUCAGGACCGAUCGGAUCAGGAUGAUAAAGAGCUGGUAACCUCUGGCACCAGCGAUAGUGAGAGUAGUUCCUCUGGUCAGGAGGAGACCCUCCUCACUUACCAACCUGUCAUGCAGCAGGAAGUUAAUUACACGCGACCAGUUAUCGUGCUUGGACCAAUGAAAGACCGGAUUAACGAUGACCUCAUCUCCGAGUUCCCUGACAAGUUUGGCUCCUGCGUCCCACACACAACGCGGCCGCGGCGCGACUACGAGGUGGACGGCAGAGAUUAUCACUUCAUGUCCUCCAGAGAGCUCAUGGAGCAAGAGAUCCAGGAACACAAGUUUAUAGAGGCUGGACAGUAUAACAACCAUCUGUAUGGAACCAGCAUACAGUCGGUCAAGGAAGUCGCUGACAAGGGUAAACACUGUAUACUGGAUGUAUCAGGGAAUGCGAUAAAGCGUCUCCAGUUGGCAGGCCUCCAUCCCGUCGCUGUCUUCAUUCGACCACGCAACGUCGACAAUAUCCUAGAGAUGAACAAACGUUUCACUGAGGAGCAGGCGAGGAAGACCUUCGACAGAGCCGUCAAACUGGAGCAGGAGUUCACAGAGUUCUUCACCGCUAUCGUCCAGGGUUCGUCUCUAGAGGAAGUGUAUUCGCAGGUGAAGCAGAUCAUUGAGGAGCAGUCUGGUCCUUACAUCUGGGUGCCCACCAAGGAGCGACUCUGAAUAAACACACACCUACUACAUGAUCACACACAUCACUCUUUCAACACUUCCUACAUCUCUAAUUUUCUAUUAUCAGCCUGCUUCCUCUUUCUCUCUCUUGUACACACACAUUACUACACACACACACACACACACACAGACACACACACACACACACACACACAUUUACACAAGCACAUAAAGUCUGACGAGGCUGGGACUAUCUGGGACUGCUACUUCCUGAAGUGGGAGGGGCUAAUGUCCAUCCAGCAGCCUAUUGGUGGAUCUUCCUACAGCUCGGUUCCUUAAUGUUUAAGGAGGUGGUUCAAAUCAAGGCGACAUGUACCAUUAUCUGAUUUGAUUUCAUUAUUGUUCUUCUUAUUGUUGUUGUCGUUGUUGUUUUCAUAUUAACGAAGGGUAAUGCAUUCAUGUAUGGGUUUGUAAUGAUAAUGUUGUCACCAAAAGGCAGACUUUUGCACGCUGUAGCUUUAAGAGCAUGUUUUUGGGACAAAAUCUUGAUCUUCUCCCCGACUGUACGUCCUCAUGGCAUUGGUCCUGUUAAAUCUUUUUCUAUCUUUCUCUUACAUCCCAUCCCUACCUCCUCCUCAUUUCCCCUGUAGACUACAGACUUUAUAUAUGAGGUGAAAAUGUUGUAAGGUGCCCCAGCAUUUUGGUAUCUGGUGCCAAAAAGAAACCUUAGUACAAUUAGAGACAUAGCAAGAAAACAAUCAAUCACAAUUGAGACUCUUGUUGAUAUUUCUUGUAACAAGCAGUAAUGUGUAAUCAAAAAUUAAGUAGAAAAGUAAAUUAUACUAUACUGUAUAUACUGUCCAGAGUUAAUUUGGUGCCCUGAGCCUGUGUUUCUCAAAUUUCUGAGAAUAAUGCUCAUAAAGGAAAUUGAAAAAUCACUAAAAGAUUUGGACACAAUUCUAUCAAGCGUCUUCCUCCUAUUUACAGCAAAGUGUAGGCGUAGCCUUUAAGAGCAGCUUUCAGGUGACAGGAACAGCCAAUCAGAGUCAAGGAUUCUGUAAAAGUCAUUUUAAUUGUUAAAAAGUAACAUUAUUACUUACUUACGUACUACAUGGAUACGGAUGGGCUGAAAUGGAAAUAAAAAGAAAACCAAACUGGAGCAGGUUAGAAACUCUCCUGUUGCUACACCAAAGGAAACAGAUAACGAGGGUAAUUUAGUUCCACAGUGACGAGUGCAGAUAAUGAAAAUGCAAUGACCGCAUUAUUCUUGUUAUUUGGCCACAAGAAGGAAAUAAAAUAAAAAGUAAUUUAGAAUCCUAUUAAAUGUUCAAAUCGAAUGCAAAUAAAAGUGGGAGUAAUGGUGAUGUCAAACAUUUCACUUUUAGCAGUUUGAUUAAUAGAAAAAGAAUUGUAACACCCAAGUCUUCGUCUCACAAGGGCUUCUCUGCCGUCCCCCCUCCUCCUCUUCCUCCUCUCUCUCUCUCAUUGCCUUUAUCUCCCUCCUCUCCUUCUCCACAUUCACAGUGUGACAUUAGUCGAGGACUCCACCAUCAAACAGUGUAUCAUCUUCUUCAUCAACACUAUCAUCACCAUCAUAAUCAUCAGCAUCAUCAUUAUAGCUUUCCUUCUUACUGUAGUUGCACUAAUGAGGGCUGAUUUCUUAAAAGCAUCUAAUCACUUCCCAGUGUUUCUGGUGUUUGGAUGUGUCACACACUCACUUUUCUUUCAGCUAUCAGUGAUUAUGAUGCUGGUUUGAAAGAGCUAACACGGUCAGGGAACUCUUCAUGGUCAUUUGCUGUAUGUCAUGCUAUUGUUGCGUAGUUAAAGACAUCAGGUGAACUCCUCUGGUAAAUGCUACUGUCAUGGCUCACUAAUCAGCUGCAUUAGCUCUCUUUGCAACAGGUUUUGUUUAUGCUGGAUUUAUACGUUUGAGCCUUGAGUCCCAGUGUGCAUGAAUAACACCUGACACUAGCUCCAUUUGUGACCUAAGUACUCCAUACGUCACCCCAUGAUACAGGCACAUGGUGGACAAUCAAAGCGCUGUAUUUUCACCUGUUAUCUAGCAAGGGCGUGUAUUAGCAAAGGUGUUUUCAUGAUACACAGACUGUCCACAGUUUGCCAAGAAAGAUCUGUUUUCUGGAAAAUGUUUUUAUUUUAAAGCGCCGUUUCCCGCUUUAUCGGCACUACAACAUGCAACUUUACAGUACAACUAGCAUCUCGAUGCUGGCUCUGUCAGUCACGUGACCCUCGCUUUGCACAUCUCUUGACUGAGGUGAGCACACGUCACAGACUAUGGUUGAUUUUGUGCUAUACCGCUGAUUUAAACAAAAAAGAAAAGCAGUGAAUGUGGAAAUAAACUAUAUGUUGGUUUAGCUGCAGGCAAACAUUUAUCUUUAUUUUUAAACAUCUGCAAGAUUACGAAAACACCUUUGAAGACGCAACCCUCUGCUGGGUAAAUUACAGUAAAAAAUAACGAUUUAGAUUAUUCCCUUAAAGCGAUAUAUAUCAAUAGAACAAUAUAUCAAGUGAGAAUGUGACAAUGUGAAGAGAGAAUUAUCUCCUGAAUCUGCAGCUCUCCUCUUGGUUCAGUCUCACCGCUCUCAUAGUGUUGUGUUUGGCCGCAGCAGUUCUGAAAGCUCACAGUAAACUACCUGCUCAGCACCAACGGACAGACUCAGUUAGCGGCUGGCUGGUGAACAAAGUGGAGCAUUUGCAUUUCCCUCUUGAGUUGGUGGAGACCAAAAACAGAGCUAAAAGAGAGUGACGUCACAAAUGGGGCUUUCUGGAAACAUGACGACAACCUCUGUUGUCGUUGAACAUUUGAAAUACCGAGAUGCUUUUGGUAAAAAAAAGCCCCCAUAUGGACCUUGUCAGCCACCCACUUCCCAUCUCCACCCUCAACCCCCGAGGCGUAUCCUCCAAGCUGACUGGAGACCAGAGACGUACAGAAAGACCGUUCUGUCAACAGAGUAGCUUUGAGACCCAAAUAAUAAAUAGUUUUAACCACAUGUGUUUUGAAAGCUUUAAUAUUUCCUCACAGGAUGUCCAGCUAAUCAUUUAUUUUUGCAUCUGUAAUCCUCUAUGAAUCCAGUGAACCAGUGGUGUUGUCAGUUGACAGAACUGGACUCUCUGUGUGACUCUGGCUGUGUGUUUGAGCCAGGGGACCAUGCCACUGUCUGUUAGAGUAAAGCACCGAUGCAAAGAAUCUAUUACAGAGAUGGAUCUACUGUAUAUCUAACAUAUUAUAAUAUUUAUCCCUGCUCUAACUGCCUAUUUUGGUACAAAAAAAAUAAAAGUCUUUAUUGAGAUUUACUGAUAUCCCUCGACCGAU